GAGAACAAGAGACAUUUGUGAGAUGACUGUUACGUAGUUGCCAUGUGAUCAGCCAGUGAAUGCUCUCGCUAGACCUAGACCUAGGCUUCUUGCGGUUUCUCUGCUAAUAAAGAUCUGAACAUGAGAUUCCACUGUCCUUCAAGUUGAGCAGUGCUCAAAUAGAUACAUGGGCUCCACAGUUUUAUUCGACGGGCUCAGACACUAAAUUCCACUUUCUAAGUUUCAGUUUCAGAAUCGGCUGUUUUAUAGUGAAAGAAAUCCACGGACGCAAUGCAUGGCCGACAAAGUCGAGAUAGAUAGAAGUACCAAGUCCCUCUCUAUAUAAGUUGCUAUCUUACCCAAUAAUGCAUAAUGCGUGUGGCUAUAUUGAAAGAACCAAGUGAGUGAGUAAAUCAAACACUCGACUAUGGACAAAUUGUACUUGUGAAUCGGCAUCUCUGACUACCUGCUUUUGGUCUCCAUAAAGAAGUGUUCAACCACUCGGAGCUAAUAUUAGUCAUGCCUGGCCUCCGAUGACAACCGAGUCUGCUGAAUUUGAAACAGAUAUUUGGCGCCAUGAUGAUUCUCAAAGAAGAUGAGUGAGAGAAAUGGAAAACAGUUUGGGACACCGUGAGACCUCAGGCCCAGUUGCUGCCGAUCCGUUCAUGCAAGUUUUCAUCUGACAGGUCGGGAUGAUCGUACGCUGCCGUCAGAUACUACUCAUCAGUCAAAGCUCUGAUAUACUCGGUGGGAAGAAGGUGAUGUUCUCUUGCGGGUGCCUAGGGGAGGAUGAGUCUGGGCUGAGGAUGCCGAAGGUGCUUCCACGGCUGCCUCCCAUGAGAGCUGAGCACGAAGGGAAGAUGACUCUCGUCUUGGAUUUGGAUGAGACUCUGGUGCACUCGAGCUUAGAUCCGAGCCCCGCUUACGACUACAGCAUCGAGGUGGAGAUGAAAAGCAGAAUGAGACAGACGUUCUUUGUCCUCAAACGCCCCGGCGUGGACGACUUUCUCGCCGCCGUAGCCAGCAAGUUCGAGGUGGUGCUUUUCACGGCCAGCACCAAGGGUUACGCAGAUGCCGUUCUCGACGUGCUUGAUCCCGGCGGCCGCAUUUCUCAUCGGCUUUAUCAGGAUUCCUGCAGUGUGCUAAGGGGCAUCAUAAUCAAGGAUUUGUCCCUCCUCGGGCGCCAAUUGUCGAAGGUUCUCAUCGUUGACAACAAUCCGCAGUCCUACAUGCUUCAGCCCGCCAACGCUGUGCCUAUCAGCUCAUUUCGUGACGACUUACAGGAUCUCGAGCUCGUUGAAGUUUUCCUGGACUUAGAGAUGAUUGCGACCGCAGGAAAUGUUGCAAUCGAUUGACAUCUCUUAGACAUUUAUUAGGGCGAGGAGUAAAGUGUGCCUCCAUGUGGAUACAAAAACUGAUUAUUCAAGAAUCAGUGUCAAUUUUGUUAAAAUUGAUGGUAAAAUUGGUGUAAAGGUGAUCCAUCACCUUUACUUGCCAUGCAUCAGCGGAAUUUACAGCUUGGGUUUGUAGCUGAUCGAAUUUGCCAAAAAUUUGAAACCUCCUCUCUUUACGGAACCCGUCGAUAGACUUCUACUUUUAUGCUCACAGAUGCCCUGGCGGUCGAAACAGGUAUGGAGUUACUGGCGUAAGGCAUUUGCCAUUCGAACAGGAGUUUCAGGAUUGUGUAUAGAGCAUCAACAAGGCCAGUUUCUUUGUAUACAAUAACAAAUACGUGAAUAAAGUCAGCAUAGGAUGCAAUUUUUG
Messenger RNA from Marchantia polymorpha subsp. ruderalis, 1743 nucleotides. The record is from the annotation of a GenBank genome assembly. NCBI's taxonomy places the organism in Eukaryota, Viridiplantae, Streptophyta, Marchantiopsida, Marchantiales, Marchantiaceae.